Galeopterus variegatus (Sunda flying lemur) is the source of this 579-nucleotide messenger RNA. RefSeq names its product probable G-protein coupled receptor 142. The annotation marks the transcript as partial. Gene Ontology annotation, molecular function: G protein-coupled receptor activity. The transcript has a single exon. The record is from RefSeq and is a predicted model, not a curated record. Lineage: Eukaryota; Metazoa; Chordata; Mammalia; Dermoptera; Cynocephalidae. Gene Ontology annotation, cellular component: membrane. Gene Ontology annotation, biological process: G protein-coupled receptor signaling pathway.
GUCACCCAGGUGGUCAUCGUGUUCGUGGGCUUCCUCCUGCAGGGGGCCGUGAUGGCCCACCGCGUGCCCCAGGCCAUGGUGCGCACGGCUAACAUCCUGGAGUUUGCGGCCAACCAUGCCUCCAUCUGGAUCGCCGUCCUGCUCACCAUCUACCGCUACAGUGCCCUGUGCCACUCCCUACACCAUCAGGCCACCUCGUCCCCAGGCAGGACCUGCCGGGCCAUUGCCGAAGUCCUUAGUGCUGCCCUACUAACAGGCAUCCCCUUCCACUGGUGGCUGGAUGUGUGGAGGGGCGCCGGCCCCCCCAGCACUUUGGGUGAAGUCCUCAUGUGGGCUCACUGCCUCAUCAUCUAUUUCAUCCCUUGUGGUGUUUUCCUGGUCACCAACUCAGCCAUCGUCCUCUAGCUACAGAAGAGGGGCCAGAGGGGGCUGCAGCCCCGAGUGGGCAAGAGCACAGCCAUCCUCCUGGGUGUCACCAUGCUCUUCGCCCUCCUUUGGGCACCCCAGAUCUUUGUCAUGCUAGUCUACCACCUGUACGUGGCUCCUGUCCACCGGGACUGGAGGGUCCACCUGGCCUUG